Molecule: messenger RNA, 1013 nt
Organism: Antrostomus carolinensis (chuck-will's-widow)
Lineage: Eukaryota; Metazoa; Chordata; Aves; Caprimulgiformes; Caprimulgidae
Product: ubiquitin thioesterase ZRANB1
Exons: 2
Coding region: 143-1000 (285 amino acids)
Biological process (GO): cytoskeleton organization; positive regulation of Wnt signaling pathway; protein K33-linked deubiquitination
Cellular component (GO): nucleus; cytoplasm
Molecular function (GO): cysteine-type deubiquitinase activity; K63-linked polyubiquitin modification-dependent protein binding
Source: RefSeq, a predicted model, not a curated record
ACAGGAAUAGUUAUCUGCUUAGUCUCAUCCUUCGUAUUUGGCAGUCUGAGGAAAAGAUCUGAGCCAGCAUGAAGACAGAAUCCCCUCUCCAUUAGAGAAAAACUUUCUGCCUGACGCAGUUCAUUGCAAGAAGAAGUGCACAAUGACAGAGCGUGGAAUUAAAUGGGCUUGUGAGUAUUGUACAUACGAAAACUGGCCAUCUGCAAUCAAAUGUACCAUGUGUCGUGCUCAGAGACCUAGUGGAACAAUUAUCACAGAAGAUCCAUUUAAAAGUGGUUCAAGUGAUAUUGGUCGAGACUGGGAUCCUACGAGCACUGAAGGAGGGAGCAGUCCUUUGAUAUGCCCAGAUUCUAGUGCAAGACCGAGGGUUAAAUCAUCUUACAGUAUGGAAAGUGCAAAUAAAUGGUCGUGCCACAUGUGCACCUACUUGAACUGGCCAAGAGCGAUAAGGUGUACUCAGUGCUUGUCUCAACGUAGGACCAGGAGUCCCACAGAGUCUCCUCAGUCUUCAGGUUCUGGUUCAAGACCAGUCCCUUUUUCCGUUGAUCCAUGUGAGGAAUAUAAUGACAGAAAUAAACUCAACACAAGGGCUCAGCACUGGACUUGUUCUGUUUGUACAUAUGAAAACUGGGCAAAGGCCAGGAAAUGUGUCGUGUGUGAUCAUCCCAGACCUAACAACAUAGAAGCAAUAGAACUGGCAGACACGGAGGAGGCUUCUUCAAUCAUAAACGAGCAAGACAGAGCUCGAUGGAGGGGAAGCUGUAGCAGUGGUAAUAGCCAAAGAAGAUCUCCACCUACCACCAAACGUGAAUCCGAUGUGAAAAUGGACUUCCAAAGAAUUGAAUUGGCUGGAGCUGUUGGCAGCAAGGAAGAACUUGAAGUUGACUUCAAGAAACUAAAGCAAAUUAAAAACAGGAUGAAAAAGACUGACUGGCUGUUUCUAAACGCUUGUGUUGGUAAGUGGUUUGCUGCUACCUUACCCUGUUAUGCCUGUGCUUAGAUGUUUUGGGAGA